GGUCUGGACCCGGGGCAGGGGCGGGUCCCGGCCGGUGCCCUGCCCAGCGGGCGGGCUCCGGCCUCGGCCCUAAACCGCGGCCGCGGGGCCAAUCCGGCCUCUGGGGCUCACCCGGGCAGCCUUUCCGGGCCCGCGGCUUCCUCCAGCCCGCCCCGCCCCUUGGACUCCCGAGGCCGCCCCCGGCCCCCAUUCGGGCCCGGCCUCGCGGCGGCGGCGGCGGCAACUCGGCAGCGCUCCGCCGCGUCCCCGAGUCCCGGGAGUCGGCGCGGCGCGGCAGGGGCAGCCUUCCAUCACGGAGAGCCCAGCUGUCAGCUGCCUGGUGAGAAGAUGCUGUGUGGACCGAGCAGCACGGGUGUGAGUGUGGCCCCCGCCCUGGGAGUGCUGUGGUUCUGCCUCACAGGGGCCGCGGUGGAAGUCCAGGUUCCGGAAGACCCCGUGGUGGCCCUCGUGGGCACCGACACCACCCUGCGCUGCUCCUUCUCGACCGAGCCCGGCUUCAGCCUGGCACAGCUCAACCUCAUCUGGCAGCUGACAGACACCAAACAGCUGGUGCACAGCUUCGCCGAGGGCCGCGACCAGGGCAGCGCCUACGCCAACCGCACAGCGCUCUUCCCAGACCUGCUGGCUCAGGGCAAUGCGUCCCUGAGGCUACAGCGCGUGCGCGUGGCUGAUGAGGGCAGCUUCACCUGCUUCGUGAGCAUCCGGGACUUCGGCAGCGCCGCGGUCAGCCUGCAGGUGGCAGCCCCCUACUCAAAACCCAGCAUGACCCUGGAGCCCAACAAGGACCUGAGGCCUGGGGACACGGUGACCAUCACGUGCUCCAGCUACCAGGGCUACCCCAAGGCCGAAGUGUUGUGGCAGGAUGGACAGGGUGCGCCCUUGACCGGCAACGUAACCACGUCGCAGAUGGCCAACGAACAGGGCUUGUUCGACGUGCACAGUGUGCUGAGGGUGGUGCUGGGCGCUAAUGGUACCUACAGCUGCCUGGUGCGCAACCCCGUGCUGCAGCAGGACGCUCACGGCUCGGUCACCAUCACGCCCCAUAGGAACCCCGCAGGUGCAGUAGAAGUCCAGGUUCCGGAAGACCCCGUGGUGGCCCUCGUGGGCACCGAUGCCACCCUGCGCUGCUCCUUCUCGACCGAGCCCGGCUUCAGCCUGGCACAGCUCAACCUCAUCUGGCAGCUGACAGACACCAAACAGCUGGUGCACAGCUUCGCCGAGGGCCGCGACCAGGGCAGCGCCUACGCCAACCGCACAGCGCUCUUCCCAGACCUGCUGGCUCAGGGCAAUGCGUCCCUGAGGCUACAGCGCGUGCGCGUGGCUGAUGAGGGCAGCUUCACCUGCUUCGUGAGCAUCCGGGACUUCGGCAGCGCCGCGGUCAGCCUGCAGGUGGCAGCCCCCUACUCAAAACCCAGCAUGACCCUGGAGCCCAACAAGGACCUGAGGCCUGGGGACACGGUGACCAUCACGUGCUCCAGCUACCGGGGCUACCCCGAGGCCGAAGUGUUGUGGCAGGAUGGACAGGGUGCGCCCUUGACCGGCAACGUAACCACGUCGCAGAUGGCUAACGAACAGGGCUUGUUCGACGUGCACAGUGUGCUGAGGGUGGUGCUGGGCGCUAAUGGUACCUACAGCUGCCUGGUGCGCAACCCCGUGCUGCAGCAGGACGCUCACGGCUCGGUGACCAUCACAGGACAGCCCAUGACGUUCCCCCCCGAGGCCCUGUGGGUGACCGUGGGGCUCUCCAUCUGCCUUGUCGCACUGCUGGUAGCCCUGGCCUUCGUGUGCUGGAGAAAGAUCAAACAGAGCUGCGAGGAGGAGGAUGCAGGAGCUGAGGAUCACGAUGGGGAUGGAGAAGGAUCCAAGACGGCCCUGCGGCCCCUGAAACACUCUGAAAACAAAGAAGAUGAUGGACCAGAAAUAGUCUGACGGCGAGGCUCAGGGAGCUGCAGCCCCUGCCCUGGGGCUCCCACCUCUGGCUGCACUGGAGCCUCAGUGUGAGCUCUGGGCUGGGGCCUUCCCUGCCUCCAACAGAUGGCGUCCACUCUGGCGGAUCUCCUCAUUCUGCAAAGGACACGAUACACAGACCACCCUGCAGCCUUACUUCUCUGAUGGACACGAUUCCCGAGUCAUCCUGCUGCCUUAUUUCUCCAGUGACAGGAUACCUAAAUCAUCUCGCCGCUUAUUCCUCACGGACGCAAUGCACAGACCUCCCUGCCGCCGUAUUUCCCCAAUGGAUAUGCUACACGGACCAUCUGGCUGCCAUUUUUCUUCAAAGAUGUGGUACACAGUCUCCCCUCGCCUUGUCUCCGAUGGUCCAGAUACACUAGCUAUCACUUCUCAGCCUUCUCCCCCAUCUGUCCGUAACUCCAUCUCCUCAGCAGAGGCCACUGCAGCCUUAGUAUUUCCUCCAGACUAGAGGCGUCGCCUCGUGCUCUGGCCCCAAAGUCAGCCUCUUCCCUCCUCCACUAAGUGAAUACAGGGCCCCUCCCCCAGGCAUGCAGACAAGCAGGUGCACGUGCUGGAACACGUGAGGACCUCCCCCGGCCCUGCCUCUUCCGGGGCGCCCCGGGCUGUGCCCUGUGAGCCCCACCCUCCACCCACCCUCCCCACGGGAAGGACGUGCUGGUCACACCAGGUCUCUGGGCGGCUGCAUGGGCCCCCUUGUGAUCUGCUGCUGUCCCUCUGCUUUUCCUUUCAUUGAUCCAUUCAAGUAACGUUCACGGAGCAUCUCUGGGCAUCAGCACUGUGUUAGGUACUGGGGACCCUGUGUGAGAAGACAAGCCCCUCCCUAAGGAGCGCGCCCUUCAGCGGAGAAACCUGUGAGGCAAGAGGGACUUGUGAGGGGCUCCUGCCAUGCUUCCUGCUGAACCCCUCUUCUGGACCACAGUUCCCAGGAUACCUCACUCCCAUCCCACCCAGAAUCCUUGCUCAGAGACCUGGAAAGAGAGACAGAGCCUCUCGCCACAACUGGAGCAUCUGAUGGUUUCCAAAGUGUCUUUCCAGGCAUGCACAGCGGGGACAGGCAGCCCAGACCCGACAGACCCCGGGGAGCUGAGAGCUGCUGCGCAGGGGAAGCCUGAGGGCAGGGACAGCCCCUCCCCCACCAUGGUGCUAUUCCGGAGCUGGGCAGACAGUUUCUGGCAUGUCUCCCGCCAGUCCCCAGCCUCCAGUGGAGUAAACUUCUGAGGACCUGAUGUCCUCCUGUUGACAUCCCUCCCUUCACCAGGAAUGAAAGAUGUGGGGGUUUCUAAUUUAAAUGUGGGACUCAGAAAUUUUGUUAACUGGGGGUGCAUUUUGGGAAAAAUAAAUGCCUUUGUAGAAA
Molecule: messenger RNA, 3325 nt
Organism: Bubalus bubalis (water buffalo)
Lineage: Eukaryota; Metazoa; Chordata; Mammalia; Artiodactyla; Bovidae
Gene: CD276
Product: CD276 molecule
Exons: 10
Coding region: 328-1929 (533 amino acids)
Source: RefSeq, a predicted model, not a curated record